AUGACGGCCGGCGAGGAGAUGACACACACGGAAAGUUGCCCCCAGUUCCCGAUACCUUGUCCGAACGGCUGCAAACAGCAAGAGGUGCCACGCUGUAUGUUGGCUGAGCAUCUGGAGAACAUGUGUACAAAGCAGGAGUUGGCCUGUCCAUUCGCAAAGCAUGGUUGCAAAUUCCGUGGCAAAAAAAGAAAUCUGACAGGACACGCUGAGGCCGAGACUCUGACUCAUCUGGACUUGAUCAACUCGACGACGAAGCAAUUAUUGGUUCUCAUAGAAAUACAGGUGGGUCGCCUAUUCGAUGCUUGA
Protopolystoma xenopodis is the source of this 306-nucleotide messenger RNA. The record is from the annotation of a GenBank genome assembly. NCBI's taxonomy places the organism in Eukaryota, Metazoa, Platyhelminthes, Monogenea, Polystomatidea, Polystomatidae.